UAAGUGACCAUGAAGAAUGUGGCUUCAAAUAUAAAGGGCUGCAAACACUGGAUAUUCGUAAUAGGCAUUAUUGUAAUUUGUCUUCAACAUCACUAUGUUAACAUUGAUCAUAAAUCUCAACGUGCAACCCAUGCCACGAAAACUCCCAAAAAGCGCAGAGAAGUAAUACUGAAGCUUGGUCAUCACCGUUUAAUGUCAUACCAAAGAUUUAAAUCCAUGAAUUUGUCGUUGAAAAAUGUGGGGAAGAAUGAAGUUAUGCCUCCCUAUCCCGAAAACACACCGAUAUGUUUCUUCAACAAGACCAAUUUAGGUAGAAUCCGCGUCGACCGGUCGUACAUAACGCCACGUAAAGUGGAGAGACUGCGAUUGGGAGUCAGGCCUGGGGGCUUCUAUGCACCCCCGCACUGCCGGUCGAGGCAUAAAGUGGCUAUCUUGGUUCCAUUCCGAAAUAGAACGACCAAUUUGUCCAAAUUCUUGAGGCAUAUUCAUCCAUUUCUGCAAAAACAACUCCUACAGUAUCGAAUUUUCGUCAUCGAACAAUAUGAUAAGCACAAAUUCAACAAAGGUGCGUUGUACAAUAUCGGCUACCUCGAGACCCAGAGGUUCGGCAACUGGGACUGCCUGGUCUUUCACGAUGUGGACCUCCUCCCGAUGGACCUGAGGAUCCUGUACAGCUGCCCGAGGAGACCUACCCACAUGUGCCCUGCUUUGGAGUGUUGGGGUUACCAAAAGCCGUACUAUAAAUUAUUUGGUGGAGUAACUUCGAUGCCGACGGAGAUGUAUUUAAAAGUCAACGGAUAUUCCAACGAGUACUGGAACUGGGGUGCAGAAGACGACGACAUGUUUAUACGAAUACAUGCGUCCAGGCUUGCCAUAUGGAGGUAUAACAUGAGCAUCGCUCGCUUCACCUGCCUGCCCCACCCGCGUGGUAUCCUUAAUGAUGACAGACGAAUAAAGUUAGCAACGGCAAAGAAACGUUUUAAGCAUGAAGGCCUGAAUAGCUUGGAGUACAGGCUAAUAGCAAUUAUCCAGAGAAAAUUAUUCACGCACAUCCUGGCCGAUGUAAACCCUUUCAAUUAUACUGUUUGAGUAAUAAACCGAUGGGAAUAACAACGUUUUAUUUUAAUGACACAGGUAAGGAAUAGAUAACAAUAAAAUAAAUACUUAGUACUUGA
This is a messenger RNA of Ostrinia furnacalis (Asian corn borer), 1175 nucleotides long. Its product is annotated as beta-1,4-galactosyltransferase 4-like. Bases 10 to 1089 code for a protein of 359 amino acids. Lineage: Eukaryota; Metazoa; Arthropoda; Insecta; Lepidoptera; Crambidae. Gene Ontology annotation, molecular function: N-acetyl-beta-glucosaminyl-derivative 4-beta-N-acetylgalactosaminyltransferase activity; galactosyltransferase activity. Gene Ontology annotation, cellular component: Golgi apparatus. The record is from RefSeq and is a predicted model, not a curated record. The transcript has 9 exons. Gene Ontology annotation, biological process: glycosphingolipid biosynthetic process; carbohydrate metabolic process.